This is a messenger RNA of Talpa occidentalis (Iberian mole), 267 nucleotides long. Its product is annotated as cyclin-dependent kinase inhibitor 3-like. The transcript has 4 exons. The annotation marks the transcript as partial. The record is from RefSeq and is a predicted model, not a curated record. NCBI's taxonomy places the organism in Eukaryota, Metazoa, Chordata, Mammalia, Eulipotyphla, Talpidae. Gene Ontology annotation, molecular function: protein tyrosine phosphatase activity.
AUGGACAUUCGCUGUGCGUCUGUUGUGGGCUGUGAGCUGUCACCUCCGGGGUCUCCCAAGCCUUGCCAGAAGAGGGUGGAGCAGCCUAGUUCAUUGCAAACAAGUGAGUUUGACUCAUCAGAUGAAGAUCCUAUUGAAGAUGAACAGACUCCAAUUCAGAUAUCAUGGCUACCCCUGUCACGAGUGAAUUGCUCUCAGUUUCUCGGUUUGUGUGCUCUUCCAGGUUGUAAAUUUAAAGAUGUUAGAAGAAAUAUCCAAAAGAUACAG